AGGUUCACUUCCGGUGGUCGCCAAGUUGGUGCGUUUCCACGCUUCGACCCUUGACGGCUCAUCGCGCAUGCGCUGCGGCCCCGUCUCACUAGCGGCAGCGAAGGAGUUUGGAAGUUCAAAAUGGCCGCCGCGGUGGAGUCUGUGCUGCGGGAGCCCGAAAUUGAAGAUGCUGAUAUUUCUGAGAGAAGUAUCAAUGAAGAAAAUGGGGAAAUAUCAGAAGGAGACCAACCUCAGAAUAAGCACAGCCGACACAAAAAAAAGAAGCACAAACACCGAAGUAAACACAAGAAACACAAACAUUCUUUGGAAGACGACAAGGACAAAAAACAUAAACACAGGCACAAACAUAAGAAACAUAAACGGAAAGAGGUUGUUGAUGCCUCUGACAAAGAAGAUGGACCAGCAAAAAGAACUAAAAUCGAUUUCUUAGCUCCUCUAGAAGAUUUGGAGAAACAAAGAGCAUUAUUAAAAGCUGAACUCGAGAAUGAGUUAAUGGAAGGAAAGGUUCAAUCUGGGAUGGGGUUAAUACUACAAGGUUAUGAGUCAGGUUCUGAAGAAGAGGGAGAAAUCAAUGAAAAGGUGCGAAAUGGCAAUAGGUCUUCAACUAAAUCAUCAAACACUAAGGGAAAACUAGAGCUUGUAGACAAUAAAACAAGUUCCAAAAAAGCAAGUAAGAAUGAAUCAAAAGAAAGGACGAGGCACAGAUCUGAUAAAAAGAAAAAUAAGAUAGGAAUUGAUGGAGUGAAAGAGAAAACAACUAGAAGCAAAUCAAAAGAGAGGAGAAAAUCAAAAAGCCCAUCUAAAAGAACUAAGUCUCAAGAUCAAACAAGGAAAUCAAAGUCUCCAACUCUUAAAAGGAGAUCUCAAGAGAAAAAUAGAAAGUCUAAGUCUCCUCCAGAGGAUAAGAAUAAAGCAGAUGAUAAGAGUAAAGCAAGAGAUCGCAGAAGGUCUCCAGUUGUAAAUGAAAGCAAAAGUCGAGAUCGUGGCAAAAAAUCCAAAUCUCCAGUAGAACUAAGAAGCAAAUCCAAAGACAGAAGGUCACGAUCAAAAGACAGGAAAUCAAGGAGAUUGGAGACUGACAAAGAGAAGAAGCAAAUUAAAUCUCCUUCUAAAGAUGCUUCUUCAGGGAAAGAAAACAGGUCUCCUAGUAGAAGGCCUGGCCGCAGCCCUAAAGGAAGAAGCUUAUCUCCAAAACGUGAUAAAUUGCGAAGAAGCAGGUCUCCUCUUCUUAAUGAUCGCAGAUCAAAACAGAGUAAAUCUCCCUCUCGAACACAGUCUCCUGGCAGAAGAGCAAAGAGUAGGUCAGCAGAAAGGAAACGAAGAGAGUCAGAAAGGAGACGUCUUUCUUCUCCAAGAACCCGACUUAGAGAUGAUAUUCUCUCUAGACGGGAGAGAUCAAAAGAAGCCAGCCCACUGAGAUGGUCACCAUCCAGAAGAAGAUCUAGGUCUCCCAUCCGAAGGAGAUCUCGUUCACCACUCCGACGUAGCCGGUCUCCAAGAAGGAGAAGCAGGUCCCCUAGAAGGAGUAUAUUUCUUCUGUUCAACAGGGAUAGAGGUCGGAGAAGUAGAUCUCGACUUAGAAGGAGAUCUAGAUCACGUGGUGGUCGUAGACGUAGGAGUAGAAGCAAAGUUAAGGAAGAUAAGUUUAAAGGAAGUCUUUCUGAAGGCAUGAAAGCUGAGCAGGAAUCCUCAUCUGAUGAGAACCUUGAAGAUUUUGACGUAGAAGAAGAAGAUGAAGAAGCACUGAUAGAGCAGAGAAGAUUGCAGAGACAAGCAAUUGUCCAGAAAUACAAGUACCUGACUGAAGACAGUAACAUGUCUGUGCCAUCUGAACCAAGCAGUCCGCAGAGCAGCACACGUAGUCGUUCAAAUUCACCAGAUGACAUUCUAGAACGUGUAGCUGCUGAUGUUAAAGAGUAUGAACGGGAAAAUGUUGAUACGUUUGAGGCCUCUGUAAAAGCCAAACACAACCUCAUGACAGUUGAACAGAAUAAUGGCUCAGCUCAAAAGAAGCUCUUAGCUCCUGACAUGUUCACAGAAUCGGAUGAUAUGUUUGCUGCAUACUUUGAUAGUGCUCGUCUUAGAGCUGCUGGCUUUGGAAAAGACUUCAAAGAAAAUCCCAACCUCAGGGAUAACUGGACUGAUGCUGAAGGCUAUUAUCGUGUUAACAUAGGUGAAGUUCUAGAUAAACGUUACAAUGUUUAUGGUUACACUGGCCAGGGAGUUUUCAGUAAUGUAGUGCGAGCCAGAGAUAUGGCGAGAGCAAACCAAGAAGUAGCUGUCAAAAUAAUCAGGAAUAAUGAACUUAUGCAAAAAACUGGUCUCAAAGAACUGGAAUUUUUGAAGAAGCUCAAUGAUGCAGAUCCUGAUGACAAAUUUCAUUGUUUGCGAUUGUUCAGGCAUUUUUAUCACAAACAGCACCUCUGUCUGGUAUUUGAACCACUCAGUAUGAAUUUACGAGAGGUACUGAAAAAGUAUGGAAAGGAUGUCGGUCUUCACAUUAAAGCUGUACGAUCCUACAGCCAGCAGUUGUUCCUGGCAUUAAAACUGCUUAAAAGAUGUAACAUCCUACAUGCUGAUAUUAAACCAGACAAUAUUUUGGUGAACGAAUCUAAAACUAUAUUAAAACUUUGUGAUUUUGGAUCAGCUUCACAUGUUGCCGAUAAUGACAUCACACCGUAUCUUGUCAGUAGAUUUUAUCGAGCUCCUGAAAUUAUUAUAGGCAAAAUCUAUGACUACGGUAUAGAUAUGUGGUCUGUAGGCUGCACGUUAUAUGAACUUUAUACAGGAAAAAUACUGUUUCCUGGCAAAACCAAUAACCAUAUGUUGAAACUUGCCAUGGACCUCAAAGGAAAGAUGCCAAACAAGAUGAUACGAAAAGGUGUGUUCAAAGAUCAACACUUUGAUCAAAAUCUCAACUUCAUGUAUAUAGAAGUAGACAAAGUAACAGAAAGGGAAAAAGUAACUGUCAUGAGCACCAUUAAUCCAACCAAGGACCUAUUAGCAGACUUGAUUGGUUGCCAACGACUCCCUGAAGAUCAGCGGAAAAAAGUACAUCAGCUAAAGGACUUGUUGGACCAGAUCCUAAUGUUAGACCCAGCCAAACGGAUUAGCAUCAACCAGGCUCUACAACACGCCUUCAUCCAGGAAAAAAUUUAAAUCCAAUGAAGAAGUUCAAAGGGUUUGAGUAGUUAAGAUACAAAGACUGAAGAAAUUUCACAGCAGUUUAUUAAUGUAUAUAAACAUAAAUAUUUCCCCUGCAAAGUUGAGGAAGAAUGAUAUAUUUGAAUUAACACCAAGGCUGAUAUUUCUUUUAGAAAUGUUAGAGUAAUUCUGUUCGUGUCUUAUGUGAAAAUUUUCACUGUAGAACUGUUUUAAUUGCCAAGACUGCACAAAAGUACAAUGCUAAUGUAUAUGGUUGCAGUUCACAUAUUAUAAAAAAAAAGCUUGUUAUAAAAGAACAGUAAUACUGGGUGGUCGAUUUGUUUUUAGCAGACUUGGCUUCAUUUUUGUCUUUAAAAAAUGGCCAGCAUAAAUGCUGUUUAUAUUCACGUUUUCCUAGGUGUGUGUGUGCAGGCCACAGCAGCAUGCCCUUGGUGUAGUCAGUGCCGAAGGGAAUCUGUUCCUUCUUGAGCCUGCCUGCAGGGAUGGUCUCCUCUUUUAAAGCAGGUUGUGUACAACUUUCAGUACACUGAAGGUAAGCUAAACCAUCAACGUCACCGGUGUUUAAGAUGUUAUUUUAUUGGAACAACUGACAAAUGAGAGACAAUAGCUUUAUGGCAGAAUUCCCUGCAUGUUUGAUAACUGAUGUUGUUUUAUUUUCUGGCAUUGCAACUGUGGCAUAGUUACAACUUAUGUUCUGUUCAUCACAUUUAAAAUUUGGAGAAAGCGCACUUGAUGGAUAGAGCGCCUUCAGUGUACUGUUCUUAUUACUUUAAUUUUUUAAUCAACUUGCUAUAGACUUUGUAUACAUUUUGUUAAAUAUAGUUCACUAUGACAUAGAACCAGUACUUACAGAAGAGUUUUCAUUUACUAAUUACAUAUGUUGAGAUCUGAUUCUGAAAGACCUUAUAUCUAAAGGAUAGAUAGACAACAUAAUGCAAUUUUUAACUAUUUGUAUGUCAUUUUGAAAGUGUACUGCUUUAUGCUAAAAGUGUUUCAUUUGUUCAUUGUUUUCAUUAUUUGUGAUCAUGUUGUCUUUCAAUACAGGCAUAAACCUUCCACUCUUGAACAAAGCAGCUGCUUUUUAAAAGCGGUAAUUGCUUCUUUACCUUUUAUUUCUUUUGUAAAUGAAGCUUUUCUUUAAGAAAUGUGACAGUGUUGUCUCUUGCAUAAAACAGUUGACACUCACUUAUUGUAAAGUGAAGAUUGUUCUGCUGCAUGUAAAGUGGACCAUGCAGAUUUCUGUAUGUUUUCAGUAUGCAUCAUUAGAUAAUAAAGUCUUUUGUGAACAAGGCAUUUGUAGCCAUUUUUAAAAUAUUUUUGUCUUCAGUGCUGGUAAAUCAGGUAAUACAUAAGAAGAAAACCUUCAUUUUUCUGUUAACCCUUUAAUUAAAGGGAUUAUGAUGAUCUUUGGAAGGCAAUAUUAGACUACAUUAAGUAGAUCUCUAAUUAUCAUCAUUGUAAAAAAAAAAGAAAAGAAAAGAAAAGAAAGAAAACUAACCAAAAACCUACAGAUACUGUCUAUCUGCUUUCAUUGUUAUGAAAUUAUUCCUGUAGGAUAUUUGAUUGAAUUCAGGCUUUAACUAAUGUUUAUGCUGUUUUUCUCACUUUUCCUUUUGAUGGUGCUGAAAGAGAGAAAGGAAAGCGAGGCACAGGCCACUCAACGCCUACUCCAUGGGUCUGAUUUGAUGAGACACCAACUUCACCUUCCUAACAAGGCACAUAAUUGCAACAAACAUGCACAUAUAGUGCAAUCAAGGAUAGAAAAUGAGACUAAGCAGUCAUUCUGCUGGUGGGGUGUUCCCCACCAAGGAGAUGUAAUGAACUACGAAGCAGGCAGGUGAUGGGUGAUGUUACAUGCCUAUUUUGAACCUUCAACCUGUCUUUUCUAAGUUUUUAUUUUCAUUUUAAUGAAAAGUAAAUCUGUUCCUACUUCAAUAUACCAAGUUUCUUGUUCAUACAGGAAAUAGAAUGCAGAUUUCUCUCUUACUUGAGAUGAAGAACUAGAUACUUGUUUGUUAAUUCCACACAAAGUAAUUUGCACUGUUUUGGUGAUGCCUAUAGACCUAUCCAGCACUUCCGGUGGCAAUUUUAUGCAGAUGUAGUGAAAUCUUAUUGUUUCUGUUGAUUUUGACCAUUAUUUUGUCUCCCUAUUUAAGAAUAGUGAAAUGAGUUGUCAACUCCAAUAGAAACAAUGCACCUUAUACCUACAGAGCUUUUAAGAACUAUACUAAAGAAGCAUAAAGUUGCUCGUUUACUUGUUCUUUGUGUUGUAGGUGCAGCUCAAAAGAAGAUGAUGACCACCAGAAGACAUGAACAAAGGUUUCUGUCCCAUAAAAGACAUAAAAUAUUUUUCAUGUUAUCUGUCUAAUCUUUCUGUUUACAGCAUUCAGACCUAGGUUUCAUUAGCACUAUUGCAUUAUUGGUAAUUCUAAGAAUAGUCCUGUUGUGCUGGUAUUUAUAUGUAAGACGUGCUUAUUUCAUUUCUGGUCUGUGAUUUUGUUGUGAUCAAAUGUAGAAAGAUACACAAUACUGUAUCUGUUUGCUUUUUUCUUAUCAGAUAAAUUUUUAGUGUGGUAUUUUUUCUUUAAGAAGGAGUCAACAACAUUAAAUGGAAAUAAAUGUGUGUGUGUGUAUCCGCGUGCGCGCGCGCAUACACACACGUGUCUCCAUCCUAAUAUUUAAAUAGUUAUAUUAGCAUCACUGUUGUAUUUAAGAUUUUACUAUCAGAGGAUACAAAAUUUUGUUCCCAGGUUUUAUUGUAGUACAUGCAUUAUAUAUGCUAAUAGUCUCUUAGUUACUUUCAGCCAGCAAAGCAAACAUUAUAAUGGGGAAAAUUUAUUAUGAGAAAUUGUUGAAAAACAAGUGGAUCCUGGUCUUUGACCCUAUACUCUCUUCUAGCACUCUUUGUAUUUUUCUGGCAGAACAAAGGAAUUGUAAUUCCGGUUUGAACAGCCAGCUAAAUGCCCUCCCCUACCCAUCACAGAUGAUUCCUGUGUAAUAUAGAGACACAUAGCCACCUAUUUGCCACCCCUAUUCCUCUUAACCCUUGGGAUAGGGGAGAAUUGGAUGUCUGACUGGAAUGGUGCUACACUGUGCUGGUUCCCAACUGUUACAAACUAUUACAAGUUAGAAGAAUCUCUGAAACUGCUUUAACUUGCACAGGGGCUUUUGGAUGAGGCUGGUGUACAGCUAUUUUUGUUGCCUCCACACCAAGUUCUGUGCGAAGUGAAGCUUGGUUGAACCUAAGCAUUUAACCCAUGAUCUAUGUUUUAUGGUCACUGAAAAUAAACAAACUAAAAGUACUUUUGAAUCUGGACUCCUAGACAAGAAUUAAAUGCACUGCUGCUUCAGUGCUGAGUCAGAUUACUGAAAAUGUGUACUACAAAUGCCUUUUAUUGUAUUUAUGUAUGUUGCUUAGGUGUAUACAUAUAGGUUGACAUAAUUGAAAACCAUUGUUAAAUGAAUUUUGAUUGUGAAUCAUACAUUUUUAAUAAUGUUUUUCCUCCAUGUGUAGGGUAAGUGGCAAUAAACCUCUGAAGAACCUUUGAAUAUAUUGAUCCAUGCACAGGAGACUGAUCAUUCUGUGAGAAUACUGGAGAAUAUAACUUAAUCUUCUACAGUGUAAUAAGUCUCCAACUGUAACUUACAGUGAUGGCAGCAAAUGUUCAAAGUGGCACUUGCUUCAAGUUAAUAAAAUAAAGUCUUGGAACUAA
This is a messenger RNA of Pelodiscus sinensis (Chinese soft-shelled turtle), 6878 nucleotides long. Lineage: Eukaryota; Metazoa; Chordata; Testudines; Trionychidae. The record is from RefSeq and is a predicted model, not a curated record.